Molecule: messenger RNA, 1727 nt
Organism: Carya illinoinensis
Lineage: Eukaryota; Viridiplantae; Streptophyta; Magnoliopsida; Fagales; Juglandaceae
Product: cyclin-A1-1-like
Exons: 12
Coding region: 1-1488 (495 amino acids)
Biological process (GO): mitotic cell cycle phase transition; regulation of cyclin-dependent protein serine/threonine kinase activity
Cellular component (GO): cytoplasm; nucleus; cyclin-dependent protein kinase holoenzyme complex
Molecular function (GO): cyclin-dependent protein serine/threonine kinase regulator activity
Source: RefSeq, a predicted model, not a curated record
AUGUCAACCCGCAACCACGAUCCCCCACCAUCUUCGUCUUCGGCCAAGAUGCCCGCGGCGGCCAAGAAGCGACCCGCUCUCGCGGACGUCACCAACCAAAGAAAUGGCUCCAAGAAUGCAUUUGGAGUGGCAUCUGGAUAUCCAUUUGAAGACGUACCUGAAGAUGCACGUGAUAGCGGAUCUCUCAUGGCUGACAAGCAUUCCAAGAAAGAGGUGCCAUGUGUUGCCAAAAUUGCCAAGACCAAGAAGAAAGUUUCGGCUUGCUCAGACAAUACAGGCUUCCUUGAGAAAACUUUGCCUGCAUCCUUUGGCUUGAAAUCAAGUGUCUUUGUUCUGUCAGAGGAUAAAUGUUUUCCCGGAAGUGAUCAAUCGGUGGCUAGUGUUGCUGCCCAUUCUGCUCCAUGCGGCUUGGAAGCCGGUCUUUGUGCUCUGAGUACCAUAAUUCGUGCUCCCAGAGGCAUGGAUAGACAAGCAACAGUCUCUUCAUUUCAGACAAUGCAGAAAAAGCAGCUGCAAAGUGUGUGCCUGGAAUAUUUACAUCAUGCCCUUCCUAAUAUAUUUUCUCUGAUAUUGAUUCCGGGGAAUGUCUGUGAGAUAGGUAUGCUUGUGGAGAUGGAAACAUUUGAUCAAGUUGUAGAUAUUGAUAACAAUGUCAUGGGCCCUCAAUGCUGUGCAACCAUUGCUUCUGAUAUUUAUAAGCACUUACGGGUAUCGGAGGCAAAUAAAAGCCCUUCCUCAGACUUCAUGGAAAGGAUCCAGAAAGACAUCAAUGCCAGCAUGCGUGCUGUACUGAUUGAUUGGUUUGUGGAGGUUGCUGAAGAGUACCGGCUCCAACCUGAUACACUAUUUUUGAUUGUUAACUAUAUUGAUCGUUAUCUUUCUGGCAAUGUGGUGAAUAGGCAACGGUUGCAAUUGCUUGGUGUUGCAUGCAUGAUGAUUGCUGCCAAGUAUGAGGAGAUCUGUGCACCCAGUGUGGACGAGUUCUGUUAUGUAACUGAUAAUACAUACUUCAAGGAGGAGGUUUUGCAAAUGGAAUCUGCUAUCCUGAAUUCGUUGAAGUUUGAAAUGACAGCCCCAACAGCUAAAUGUUUUUUGAGGCAAUUUGUUUGUGUUGUUCAAGCCACCAGCAAGGUUCCAUCAAUGCAGCUGGAGUGCUUGGCCAACUGCCUGACGGAGUUAUCCCUUCUCGAAUACAACAUCCUUCAUUAUUCUCCAUCGCUAGUAGCUGCUUCUGCUACUUUCUUGGCCAAAUUUAUACUUCUCCCGUUAAAGAAACCCUGGAAUUCUGUAUUGAAGCAUUACACGCUUUACCAAGCUUCUGAUUUGAGUGACUGUGUCAAGGCACUGCAUAGCCUGUGCUGUAAUUGCUGUAAUCCUAAUCUACCCGCAAUCAGGGAGAAAUACAGCCAACAUAAGUACAAGUUCGUGGCAAAGAAGUACUGUCCUCCUUCAAUACCUCACGAGUUUUUCCAAGAACUAAGCAACUAGACAUGGACAUCAGUGUUCCAAAUGAAUUCGACGAACAUGUCUUUUGUGAGUUGCUGUUUUUUGUUUUUUAACCUCAGGUCAUACGUAUAUAAUUUUGUUUCCAGUAGUAGUGGUGUGUCUAUGGUUGGAUAUUCAGGCGAUUCUCUCAUCGUACUGUUUUUCUAAACAUAAACUUGUAUCUUGUAUCGUGUUCUUGAAUUGAGUUUUCAAUGUAUAGUAAGGUUCAAAGUGUAUACAUG